This is a messenger RNA of Urocitellus parryii (Arctic ground squirrel), 1938 nucleotides long. It is a transcript of the gene Ifrd2, whose product is annotated as interferon related developmental regulator 2. Lineage: Eukaryota; Metazoa; Chordata; Mammalia; Rodentia; Sciuridae. The record is from RefSeq and is a predicted model, not a curated record.
CCCAGCUACCCGUUUGGCAGGGCGGGGCGCCUCGCGAAGAUGGUGGCGCGCGCGGCGUGUGGCUCCCGUCGUCUGUCCAAGUCUCAGCACAGCGCACCGGCCAGCAUCUCGCUGGUUUGGAGCGCCCGCCCGCCUGGUCCCUGACCCCGCGCCCCCCAUACCCAGUUCCCAGCAUGCCCCGCGCCCGUAAGGGCAACGCGCCCCGCAAGGGCGGCCAGCGCCGUGGAGGUGCCCGGAGCAGUGCCCAAGCUGACUCAGGUUCCAGUGAGGAUGAGGCAGCCAGUGAAGCCCGCAGCACCACCAGUGACUGUCCCAGCCUUCUCAGCACCACAGCAGAGGACAGUCUGGGGGGGGAUGCCGUGGAUGAGCAGGGCCAACAGGAAGACCUUGAGGAAAAGCUGAAGGAAUAUGUGGACUGCCUCACAGACAAGAGUGCCAAGACCCGGCAAGGAGCUCUAGAGAGCCUGCGCCUGGCCCUGGCCUCCCGCCUACUUCCUGACUUCUUGCUAGAGCGCAGCCUGACACUGACCGAUGCCCUGGAAAAGUGCCUCAAGAAAGGGAAGGGCGAGGAACAGGCCCUGGCUGCUGCUGUUCUAGGCCUGCUGUGUGUGCAGCUGGGCCCUGGACCCAAGGGUGAGGAGCUGUUCCACAGCCUGCAGCCCCUGCUGAUCUCUGUGCUUAGUGACAGCACAGCUAGCCCUGCUGCCCGGCUCCACUGUGCUUCUGCUCUCGGCUUGGGUUGCUAUGUGGCUGCUGCUGAUGUCCAGGACCUGGUCUCUUGCCUUGCUUGCUUGGAAGGUGUUUUCAGCCGGUCCUGUGGCACAGGUGGUUCCACAACUCCUGUGGUCCCUGCCAGUCUUCAUGGGCUGCUUUGUGCUGCCCUGCAGGCCUGGGCAUUGCUGCUCACCAUCUGCCCCAGCACCCAUAUUAGCCACAUCCUUAACAGGCAGCUGCCCCGGCUGCCCCAGCUCUUGUCCAGUGAAAGUGUGAACCUGCGGAUUGCUGCUGGUGAAACCAUCGCACUACUCUUUGAGCUCGCCCGGGACCUUGAGGAGGACUUCGUUUAUGAGGACAUGGAGGCACUCUGUGGUACCCUGCGCACUCUGGCCACUGACAGCAACAAGUACCGUGCUAAGGCUGACCGCCGGCGCCAACGCUCUACUUUCCGUGCUGUGCUGAACUUUGUUGAGGGCAGUGAAUGUGAGGAAGAGACAAUCCGCUUUGGACUUGAAGUGCUCUAUGUGGACAGCUGGGCUCGGCACCGGAUCUAUGCUGCCUUCAAGGAUGUGCUGGGUUCCGGCAUGCACCACCACCUUCAGAACAAUGAGCUUCUUCGUGACAUCUUUGGCCUGGGCCCGGUGCUGGUGCUGGAUGCCACUGCCCUGAAGGCCUGCAAAAUUUCACGCUUUGAGAAGCACCUGUACAAUGCUGCCGCCUUCAAAGCCCGGACCAAGGCUCGAAGCCGUGUAAGGGACAAGCGGGCAGACAUCCUGUGAGGCGGACCAGCUGAAGAGAAGACUACCCUCACUGUUGCCCAUAUUUUUAACAGAAGAGAGUGCAAGAACUGGUCUCUGCCAGUGAUUGUCACUUUAUUUUUUUAAUGGCAAAACCAAAAACAUAUAGGGUGGAUGGGUGAAGGAAGGGUCAGGACUUUUGGGACCCUGGCCUUUGUCCCUGCACUCAACCCUAUGGCCUCUUCCUGCCCUUUCUCAGGUGAGGCCAAAUGUGUGCCUCUCCCAGGGUAGUCAGUAGGGAAGCUAUCCCUUCCCUCCCUUUCCUUUUUUUAGGCCUUGUUCCCCUGGGGUGACACACUUUCUUUGGGGGACUGGCAUCUGGACAAAUGCCAUCAGAGUAGGUGUGGAAGCAAAGCGAUCUGGAAUGGAUUUGUGCAGAUUUUUAAAGAUUAUAUAAGAGAUAAUUAAACAGAAUGCUCAGCUU